This is a messenger RNA of Dinoponera quadriceps, 1751 nucleotides long. RefSeq names its product serine/threonine-protein kinase RIO3-like. The coding region runs from base 550 to 1212 and encodes 220 amino acids. The record is from RefSeq and is a predicted model, not a curated record. The transcript is spliced from 4 exons. Lineage: Eukaryota; Metazoa; Arthropoda; Insecta; Hymenoptera; Formicidae.
ACAAUAACGUUGUAUACAACAUUAAGAACUACGUGUUUGAAAACGUUACAUAUAAGUAUUCAGAGUUUGGAGCGUUACCGACGUGACGUUAUGACCGACUGUUUCAAUCAUUCGGUUAUACCAUCUGUGCAGAAAAAAAAAACCCGAGAAAAAGAAAUGGAUAAUAAUAAAUCGUAAAAUUAAAACACUGUGAUCGCAAACUAAAUGUCGAGUGCAUCCAAUAAAUCAACGACAACGUGAGCACAGUGAGCGCUCAAGGUUUAUCGUAUAUACACUAUUAUAAAUUUAGCUCAGAUCUAGAUCUACCUGACAGUCGCAACUCUUGUGAGGUUGGUUCUCACCACAGUAUCUCGUCACAGUGAUAUAACGAACGAACGUUUCUCAAUGGCAUUUUCACGUGCGCACAGUCGGGUGAGCCCGAGUUGGAUGUUGCACCUUCUUGUGUCAUAUCCUUAACCUCCGCGCAUUGUGUUCAAUCGUGCGCGCAUACAUUAUCGUCUUGAAGAAUCGUCUUUUCACCGAAAACACGGACGCUAUUUGACCGAAAUAAUGGCAAUUCCGAAGACUUGGGCGAAGAUACAACCUGUAGAAAAUCCUCUCAAUUUGUCGGAUAUUACAAUCGAACAACUCGAUGUGAAAAUGCGAAAGAUGGAGUUAAACAAAUAUUUAAGUGAGGAUAAUAGAAGUGCAAUACAGGCGGUCAAACAUAAGGAUGAAGAUGUUGAUGUAGAUGCUGAUAACGAUGAGGUAAUAGCAAAUAUAUUACAACACCAAUUCAAUGAAGAACAUGACAUGAUGCUAAAGCGUAUGGAAGAAAAAGUUAAUCGUGAUUCGAAAGUGGGUAUCUCGUACACUAAUUAUCGAACAUCUUCAUAUGACAUCAAGGAUAAAGAUAACAUUGAUCACUCUGACAGCAGUAACAGGGACUUUGAUCGUUUUGUCAGCAUAGAAAAAGAACAAGCUUCAAUACCACGUUGUGGUUACAAGAAGGUGGAAGGAGGUUCUCAGAUAGUCACAAAGCACGAUAUGUUAAGGUCUUCCCGGUUAAACGCAUGUCGUGUAUUACAAUUCCCUCCUGGUAUUAGUACCGGAGAUACAGGUGGGUUCGAUGUAAAAUUAGAUAAUAAAGUAUUCAACAUUCUGCGCGCUCACAGUCACGCACAAAGAAAAAAGGGAAAACCAUCACCAAAACCUAAAACACAUCCGAAAUAAAAUGAUGAGCGAAUUAGGCAAGAUACAGACUCUUAUUCCAAAGAUCGCGCAAUAAACACGAGACGGGAAUUUUAUUUCGUAUACCGCACAGCUGAUAAAUGUUUGCAACUUUGGGACUUAUUGAUGAAAUAAAAAGUACAUAAAAAGUAAGAAAAAGUUGUGGCCUUGACAUUUGAUAUUCAUGGGGUAAAUACCCAAUUGUAUUUCAAAUUUACAUCAAAAACUUCUGGAGCAAAGCAUCAAUAAGAAAAGUUACCCAAAAGUUGUCCGAAUUUACCAACUUUGGUAUACUGUAUUGAUUUGAUGAUUGAGGACAUCUUGAACUUGCCUGUAUUCUUACUUGCAUGUGUGGUAUAAAGAGAAUUUGUACAUAGUCAUCUGUGAGUGCGAAUAUGUAACAUUUCAAAAGAAAACGAAAAAAAAAAAAUAAAUCACAACUGUGCGAACACAUUUAGCAAUCAGGAUUGAAAUAUAUUAAUUUGUCGUGUAUUAUAUCAUAAGAAAGAAAAGGAGAACUUAAAACGAAACUUAACAUAAAA